Kwoniella botswanensis is the source of this 4200-nucleotide messenger RNA. RefSeq lists its product as uncharacterized. Bases 1 to 4200 code for a protein of 1399 amino acids. The transcript has 34 exons. Gene Ontology annotation, biological process: transmembrane transport. Gene Ontology annotation, cellular component: membrane. Gene Ontology annotation, molecular function: ATP binding; ABC-type transporter activity; ATP hydrolysis activity. Lineage: Eukaryota; Fungi; Basidiomycota; Tremellomycetes; Tremellales; Cryptococcaceae. The record is from RefSeq and is a predicted model, not a curated record.
AUGUCCAUCCCAUUCUGGAAGCCCUCCCCUGCCCCUCCCGCAAUAUUCAAGGACCAACCACUACCAUGGAGUAAUGCCGGUUUGCUGAGUAAAUUGUUGAUUCAUUGGGUGGCUCCCUGCGUUCAAGUAGCUUGGUCAAGAGAUGUCACCGUUGAUGAUUUAUACGACCUAACACCUGACCUACAGACUAAACUGCUCGGCGAUGAACUCGAGACAAGCUUUAUGAAUCGAGUUCCACCUUCACUGCGACCAAAGAAGUAUAAAUCCCCCAAGCAUACCGACAACUAUUCCUUGCACGAGUCAACUUCAUCAUCAUCAGAGACAACACCUCUACUCGACAAUGCGCAAAGGCAACAUUGCAACUCGAGAUGUAUCUGGGAAAAUGGCAAGAAGUACGAUCAAAGUUUAUUCAAAGCUAUUUAUCUGACCAUAUGGAAACAGUGGUGGUGGAUGAUCAUCGUGAAACUUACAGCUAUCGGCAUUCGAAUAUGUAUACCCCAAGUAAUGCGUAUCCUCAUCACCCAAAUUUCACUCUCUCAUCAAUGGCAUCAAGCCCUCAAACAUGGUGAAUUUACCGAUCAUCUCACUCCGCCCAAAUCAGUCGGGUACAUGAUCAGCAUAGGAACAGGAAUGUGGGCUUUGUUUAUGGUCGCUGCUGUCUUGCUUUACUAUAAUUAUUGGAGAGCGAGGUUGUUGGGUAAGAUGGUCGGUUCAGCGCUCACAGCGCUUAUAUCGAGAAAAGCCAACCGUCUAUCAGGUAAAUCCAGGAUCGAAAUGACCAAUGGUAGGAUAACGACGAUGGUCUCGGUCGAUAGUGGUUUUGUCGAGCACGCUACUCAACAAUCUAACGAGAUUAUCUGUCUUCCCGUCUCCAUCUUCGUCUCAAUUGGGAUAUUAGUAUGGCAAAUUGGCUAUUCCGCAUUUGUUGGGUUUGCUGUAUUGUUGCUUACUGGACCUAUAAAAGUUUGGAUGUUCAAAUACAUAUCCUCCUUACGGAAAGCUCAAAAUGCAAUUGUCGAUCAGCGUGUGAAACUGUUAUCUGAGAUCCUGAACAAUAUCCGAGCAGUUAAGCUGUACGCAUACGAAUCGUGGUUUGGUCAAAAGAUCGAUUCGAAGAGGAAGAAGGAACUGAACAAAUUCCAACAGAAUAAUCUGGUUAAAUCGUUGAUGAUUUCAAUAGUAACUUUCUUACCUACUCUGGCUGCUAUCCUAACAUUCAUUACGUACGCUUCGGCAGGCCAUGAGCUCAAUGCAGCAAUCAUCUUCCCGGCUUUACAAUACUUCAGCUUCUUGAGAACUCCAUUAGCAAUCUUACCCGAAGUACUGACAAACUUGAGUCAAGGAUGGGUCGGUAUAGGUCGAAUAGGAGAUUUACUUCGAGCCGAAGAAAUGGAAAGUGACAUCGAUAUUAGUCCAGAAUACCGACAUGCUAUAGAUGUGAAAGCUGAUUUUCAGUUUGAGAGCGUUUACCCGUCUACUGAUCAAUCCCAACGAGAUCGAGAGAGAAGCCCUUACAGGAAGACAUCAGUUAUCAAUAGGAUGCGAACCUUGAGAUGUCUUGCAAGCAGAAGGGAGCAAGGUAACGGACCUUUACAAGACCAUCAACCAACACCUCACAGUGGAGACGAGAACCCUUUUGGUCUCAAAGAUAUCAAUUUAAAAGUACCGAAAGGUGCACUAGUCUGCAUUGUAGGUAGAGUGGGAACGGGAAAGACAGCCUUGUUAUCGGGCUUGAUCAACGAGAUGAAACGUAUUAGAGGUCAUAUCCAUUUUGGAGGUAGUGUGAGCUACGUCCCUCAGCAAGCUUGGGUGCAAUCAGGAACUAUCAGGGAGAAUAUAACUUUUUCAGCUGAGCGGCAAGACGUCGACUUGGAAAGGGUACAUGAAAUCAUUGAUGCAUGCGCUUUGAGGAGAGAUAUCGAUAUGUGGCCUCAUGGUGAUCUGACUGAAAUUGGCGAAAGGGGAAUCACUUUGUCAGGUGGACAGAGACAGAGGAUCUGCAUUGCCAGAGCAGCCUAUGAGAAAAGUGAUAUUGUCUUACUUGAUGAUCCACUGUCAGCGAUUGAUGCUCAUGUUGGACACCAUAUAUUGGAGAACUGUUUGUUGAAUGGACCAAUGAGUGAUAGAACUAGAGUUCUGGUUACUCAUCAUUUCGAUGUUUUGCCUAAAGCCGAUUUGGUGCUAGUCAUGGAUAGGGAUGAACAAGGGGAUGGACGGAUAAUCCAACAAGGGACUUUCACAGAGCUGAUGCAUGAAGAAGGGACCUUCAAGACGAUGUUCCAGCAAUAUGGUGGGACUGCCAACAUGAACGAGACAUCAGGGAAGACUGAGAGUGUAAGCUCAAGCGAAACCGAGUCAAAGAACGCAACUCCGAAGGACAAGCUUAUCAAAGAAGAUAAAUCGAGCAAACUUAUCCUAGACGAAGAUAAAGCAGAAGGCGUGGUGGCGUCUACUGUCUAUUACAAUUACUGCAGGUCGAUACGAUCCCCAUUCUUGGUGAUCAUGUGCUUCACGAUGCUGGUCCUUGCUCAAGUGGCUUCGGUUCUCAAUUCGCUUUUCUUAGGAUACUGUUCUGAAGAUAAGUUUGAGGGUCUGGGUCAGACCGCUUAUAUGUUGAUAUAUGCUGGGUUGGGUAUCGCUAUGGCUAUCUUCACUUGGAAUGCAACCUUCAUGAUGAGCUGGGCUGGUAUCAGGGCUUCAUAUAAUAUGUUUGAGAAGGCUUGGAAUGGUGUUAUGCGAAGUCCGACUUCAUGGCAUGAUCGUACACCUACUGGAAGAAUCAUCAAUCGGCUGUCCAAAGAUAUAGAGAUUCUUGACGAUACUAUCGCCACCAAGUGGUACGACGUGCUCAGUGCACUGCUUGCUGCUGUUGGUUCGGUGGCACUUGUGUUAUACACUUAUCCUUGGGCUGUACUCGUCUUCGUGCCGGUUCUAGCGUACGAUCUUCUCACCAUACGAUUGUUCCGACAAACUUCGAGGGAAUUCAAUCGACUUAUGUCGUUACUCAGAAGCGAUAUCUACACAGAUCUUGGUGAACAGCUUACCGGUAUUCCAAUUAUACGAGCCUUCAGACAGCAAGAGCGGUUUGAGAAGAAGUUGGAGGAUUCGGUUGAUACUCAUUUUGGGUUUUCCCAAGGAGCUUGGCUGGGGUUACGAUUAUCUUUGGCAAGCAAUUCUCUCAUUUUGGCUGUAAUAAUUUCCGGUAUCAUUUUCAGGGGAUCAAUUUCUGCGGCAGAAUUUGGGGUAGUCCUCAACUACAUCAUGCUCAUAGUAUCCAUCAUCAAUGGAUUCGUGGGAGAUGCCACACUGAUAGAACAGCUGAUGAAUACAGCAGAAAGAGUGCAGUACUACACGGAAUUACCUUCCGAAGCAUCUCCUACGAUACCUUCCGAUCCUGGACCUGCCCAAAUCUGGUCAGACAAAGGCGCAAUUGCAUUUGAUAACGUCGAGUUACGCUAUCGACCGGAUCUUCCCUUGGUGUUGAAAGACAUCACAUUCAGUAUCAAGCCUGGUGAGAAGGUUGGAGUCAUUGGUAGGACAGAUGCAGGGAAAAGUAGCAUUGCCGAGGCGCUGUUCAGGAUGGUUGAGGUCUGCGGGGGGACGAUCCGUAUCGAUGGGAUCGAUCUGAGGACUCUGGGCUUAGACACCCUGAGGCAAAGACUAUCGAUAAUCCCCCAAGAUACCUUUCUCUUUGGAGGUACCGUCAGGGAUAAUAUAGAUCCUACUGGCUCAUUCCCCGAUGAUCGACUGAAUGAUGCGCUCAAUCUCAUUCAUCGAGACCCUCAUGCUUCAUCGACACUGAAAGAUAAGCUCAGGUUGCAGGCGAUCGUCGCGAACGAGGGGUCCAAUUUCAGUGCGGGUGAGAAACAACUACUGGCACUUCUUCGAGCUCUAGUGAAGGGAUCGAAGGUUCUAUUGCUGGAUGAGGCUACUUCCUCGGUGGAUCCGGAGACAGAUGCGUUGAUACAACGAAUCAUCCAAACUGAAUUUAAGGAUGUGACUUUGAUCUCGAUCGCACAUCGAUUACAGACCGUUGCGUACUACGACAGGAUUUUGGUCAUGGAGGAAGGGUGUAUUGCAGAAUACGAUGAACCUCUCAGAUUAUUCGAUAAUCCGAAUUCCAUUUUCAAAGGUUUGUGCGAUAAGAAGAAUGUAACGAGAGAGGAACUAUUCAGAAUCCGAGCCGGAGCAGGCAUAUGA